CACUUCCCUCCUGGUGUUGGCUUCAGUAUGGUGUUCCUACUGAUCUUCAUCUCAUCGCUCCUGGCGGCCGUUACGGCAGACGUUUCCUACGACAGCGGGCCCUCCUUCUCUCAUGACAAAGGAGACUCUGGUGGAGGCUUCCUGUCUGAAGGAGAAAAUGGGAGAGGAGGAAAAGGAGGAGGAGGAGGAGGAUAUACUAACAAAGGAAUAUCUUGUGGCACUGGCCGAGUGCCUCACGUUGACGGCACCUGCGUCACGCUUCAAGUGAUCACUAACCUGUAUGUGUACCGCCCCCCUGACGUAGAAACCAUAGUGGCGCCACGCCCUUCAGUGCCUCCUCCCCGAGUGGAGCACAACAUUGUGUUCAUCCACACUCCUGAGAGCCUCGUCAACCAGCAGCCCGUCGUGGUGCCUCCCCCACAGCAGAAGAACGUGGUGUACGUGCUUAGCAAGCGGACUCAGCAGGACCAGCAGGUGAUCCACGUGCCGGCACCCGAGCAGGAGGCACCAGAGAUCUUCUUCGUUAACUACGCCGAGGGAGAGAACCCUUCCCUGCCCACCGGCGGCGACCUGCAGUCCGCCCUCAGCAAGGCCUCGCAGGGCAGCGUCGAGGUGGUCCCUGGUAGCGUUGCCCUUGAUGGCGAGUAUACAAUUCCGCCCAGGCUCUACCGAAACCGCUCACCAAUCACGGCGCGUGUUUGCCUUGCGAGGCCGUGGUGGUGGGAGAGGCACUUGUUUACCUCGACGGAAUCCCGCGUGUGGGAAGGGGAGGGCGGGUGGCGGGCAGAAGACGCCAAGGAAAAGCAAUGUUUGCCGGGGAGUGAGAGGCUGGUGUAUAUAAGGGUGCGCGGCCCAGCCACCAGCACACUCUUCUUCACCAUGAAGCUUCUGGUCUUGUUCUCUGCUACCGUGGCAGUAGCCGUGGCUGAUGUGGGCUACGGUAGUGGCGCACCCUCCGGUGGCAGCUUCACCCAUGGUGGUGGAGGAUUUGGAGGAGGAGGAGGAGGAGGCUUUGGUGGUGGCUUUGGCGGUGGCUUUGGCGGUGGCUUCGGCGGUGGUAGCGGUGGUGGAGGAGGAUCUUGUGGCGCUGGCCAAGUGCGUCACGUUGACGGCAGCUGCGUCACGCCCCAGGUCACCCGCAACCUGUACGUCUACCGCGCCCCUGACGUGGCACCCAUUGUGGGACCGCGCCCUAAUGUUCCAGCACCCCGCUUGGAACACAACAUUGUGUUCAUCCACACUCCUGAGAGCCUCACCAACCAGCAGCCCGUCGUGGUGCCUCCCCCGCAGCAGAAGAACGUGGUGUACCUGCUGAGCAAGCGGCCUCAGCAGGACCACCAGGUGAUCCACGUGCCGGCACCCGAGCAGGAGGCGCCAGAGAUCUUCUUUGUCAACUACGCCGAUGGAGAGAACCCGUCCCUACCCACCGGCGGCGACCUGCAGUCGGCCCUCAGCAAGGCCUCGCAGGGCAGCGCUGGAGGUGUCAUCGGCGGCGGCAGCGGCGGCGGCAGCGGCGGCGGCAUUGGUGGUGGUUUCGGUAGUGGCGGCGGCAGCGGCAUCGGCGGUGAAUACACCCCCCCAUCCCCUCCCUCGGGCACCUACUCCACUCCCUAAGCGGCACACACUCACACACAGUAUAUUUAUGUCCUCCUUCCUGGACGCACUAUUUAUGUGGAACACCUGCUAUAAGCUACACUACAGAUUAGAGCUUCAAAUGUAAUAGUAUUGGUUGUCUCUUGUUACAAAAAGCAUAAAUUAUAAGAACAAUUAGA
This is a messenger RNA of Portunus trituberculatus (swimming crab), 1772 nucleotides long. RefSeq lists its product as uncharacterized. The transcript has 4 exons. NCBI's taxonomy places the organism in Eukaryota, Metazoa, Arthropoda, Malacostraca, Decapoda, Portunidae. The record is from RefSeq and is a predicted model, not a curated record. Bases 28 to 1614 code for a protein of 528 amino acids.